This is a messenger RNA of Punica granatum (pomegranate), 1254 nucleotides long. Lineage: Eukaryota; Viridiplantae; Streptophyta; Magnoliopsida; Myrtales; Lythraceae. The record is from RefSeq and is a predicted model, not a curated record.
AUGGUGCUGAGGAGAAGGAGAGGGACUGAGCUGGUGUUGGUUUGUGGAAGGAAGCUGAGGGAGUCAUCGAGGGAGGUGAGAGUGAGCCGUGAGCUCCAGGAGUCGGUGAACUUGCGGGGAUGGGUGCACCAGCGUCGGCAGCAAGUUGCAGGGUACGGGAGCAGGAAGAUUGCAGAAGGUGGCAUGGGGUGUGGUAGUUGGUUGUGUGAGCCGCUCGAAAAGUUGCUGGCUCGGGUCGAAGAAGAAGAAGAAGAAGUUGAGGUUGAUGGUGAUAUUGCCGUGCAAUCAAAGGAUCAGGGCAUGGGCGUGAGCUUUUUGCAGGCUCAGAGUAUCGAGGAAGUCACAAGCCACAACAAGGUCGACAAUGUGGCCGAGAAGAAUGACAACGAUGCGAAGGGGAAGGGAGAAGGACUUGUUAUGCCUGAGAACAUUGCUUUUGGCCACGGAUUCAAGGACUACAACGAGAGGAGUGAGAGGAACUUGAUGGUCGAAGAAUUCUACCGGAAGAAUCACAUUUACCAAACCUAUGAAUUCGCGACGAAGAAAAGAGAGGAGUAUGCGAAGCUGGAUAAGGCGGAGAUGAGCAUAUGGGAGUGUUGCGAGCUAUUGAGCCAGUACAUUGACGAGAGCGAUCCCGACCUGGAUGAGCCCCAGAUUCAACACCUCCUCCAGAGUGCUGAGGCAAUACGCCGGGAUUAUCCCGACGGAGACUGGCUCCAUCUCACUGCCCUCAUCCAUGACUUGGGAAAAGUUUUGCUACAUCCGUCGUUUGGUGAGCAGCCUCAGUGGUCUGUGGUGGGUGACACAUUUCCUCUUGGAUGCGCAUUUGAUGAGUCCAUCGUGCACCAUCGAGUCUUCGAGGACAACCCGGACUUCCAAAAUCCAAAAUUCAACACCAAACUUGGCGUCUACUCUGAGAACUGUGGACUGGACAAGGUCCCGAUGUCGUGGGGCCAUGACGAGUACAUGUACCUUGUGGCCCAAGGAAAUAACACUACUCUCCCACCGGCUGCACUCUUCAUCAUCCGGUUCCAUUCCUUUUAUUGUAAUUUCUUUGUCUGAUAAACACUGUUACAUCGUUCGGGGGCUUACAAGUACCUCAUGAAUGAGGAAGACGAAGAGAUGCUCAAAUGGCUCCAUGUAUUCAACAAAUAUGACCUCUACACAAAGAGCAAAGUCCUGAUCACUGUUGAGGAAGUGAAGCCCUACUACCUCUCUCUUAUUGACAAGGUAUUGCAUUAUUUCCAGGUUUAA